This is a messenger RNA of Closterium sp. Naga37s-1, 780 nucleotides long. Lineage: Eukaryota; Viridiplantae; Streptophyta; Zygnematophyceae; Desmidiales; Closteriaceae. The record is from the annotation of a GenBank genome assembly.
AUGAGAAUUGCUGAGCGAGGAAGCCCGGGGCCUGUCGAGGGCCAUUCCGCCGACCCCGACGGCCACCAGAUCCAGCCAAUUGCGGACGCGGAGGGGACGGCUCGCGAUGUCCAGAGUCCCAGCGACGUCCAGGCGAUCCCCUCCCCCGCCUCGCCGGAGAUCGCCACGGAGAGCGCUGAGCGGGGGAUCGCACUCGCGGUGAACGCUGGGCUGGCCGACCACAGGGGGAUUGGUGCCGAGGAGAGCGAGGACGCGCAGGGGACAGCUGAUCGUCCUCCCUGUGACGGAGAAGCCCGCGAUGCUCUGGAGAGCGGUGGUGAGGAGAUUGCUGCCGCGCUAGCUGACGCGGUGGCGAACGCCCGUGCUCCUGACGCGGCUGACCAGCAGGGCGAUUUGACUCAACCCGAGCAGGGGCCCACGAGUACUCCGGCGAGGCGAGCCGCGGAGCCCCCCAAAGAGGUAGAGUCAGCCCGCGCUCGAAGCGGCAGACGGGCUCACUUGCGGAGGGGUGUGCAGAGGCACGUGGACGAAGAUCGGCAGGCUCCAGCUCCGGCUGCGCGCUCUCCGCAGUACCCUCCCACGCUGGAUCGCGACCCGCGGAUGGGUCCAUCACUCCCGAUACCACCGCCGCUGACGCGAGCUCGUCGUCACAGCAAGGACGAUGUCGCCGUCGCACCUCAAACGAGGCGCACGGGAGCGGCUAGAGGGAGAGCAAUGCGGAGAAUCCGUGUGGGACGUGGCAGCAGCCACCGCAAACGACGUGGGAGUGGGAGAGGAUGA